CAGUCACAGCAAAAGAUGCACUCUGCAACAGAUGCCGCGUACCGUCACCUGGCCUCAGCAUGAGCCUUGUUUUGGAUGAGUGAGUGGCAGGUGCGGCUGUGAAUAGUACCCUCCGAUGCCUGGCCCUUUCAACUGACAUUAUAAAUCCACUGGCCUGUCAGAAUGAGUGAGGUGACCAUCGUCCACACCGACGAAGCUGCUCAGUGGGCAAGCUAUCUGCAGAUCAUCCUCCAGUCAGCGUGGAAGUGCCCCAAGAACUCCGUCGUCCUGCACCUGGUCGACAGCAAGGUCACCGCCGCGGACCUCGACCUGUCCGCCGUCUCGGACACCAAGUGCAUUUUACUCUUGCUGUCCACCGUUCUGCUGGACUUGCAGAGCGAGCCCGGGAUUCACGAGAAGUUCCACCGGCUCCUGAGUCCUCCCAGCACCGUGGUGGUGUUCCUGUGCGGCGUCUUUGACGACGAGGUCGGCGCGGACGACUUUGAGUACUGGGACAGCUGGAGGAAGCUUCACGUCGAGGACGAGCCUGUCUUUUACGUCUCCACCGUGCAGGAGGCAAUUAGCUCCAAAGUAGUGCAGCUGAGCCAGGAGGAGUUCUGGCCCCCUCUGCCAGAUGAGGACUUCCCCCCGCCACUCAGCCCUUUGGACUCGGCCCCAUCACCAGGCCCUCUGGCUGAGGUGACCCCUGAUGGACAAGCAGAAGAGGAAGACGAAGAGGAGGAGGAGGAGGAGGUGAAGGUAGUGGAGGAGGAGGAAGAGGUGCAGCAGCCGGAGCAGGAUAUGGCCUUUUCUUCACUGGACAGCAUCCAAGAGAACGGUGUUAGUACUCGUGUCGCGGCCACAGCCACUGUCAAGGCCACUACCAUUGCCUCGCCCUCCGCUGCUCUCCCUGUCCCUGUGCCUGCCAUGGUUCCUGCCCAGACCUUUGCCACUGUCCCUGUACCUUUGCCUGUCAUUUCCCCGACCUCUGCUACUGUCCCUGUUUGUGUGCCUACUACUGCCCCGACCUCUUCCAAUGCCUUGGCCUCUACCACCACCACCACCCCCCUGGUCUCAGCCCACACCAACCUCCAGUCUUGUGUGACUGUGCUGCCAGAGAGGAUUCAGUGUGGGGAACAUGUAACUGUUUACAUCAUCCUGCUGAAGAAGAGGGAUCAUGAGGGCAGCUUGGAGAUGGAGUUUUCCUGUGAAGGCAUCAGCAGACGGGUUCCAGGAAUAUGUGUGAAUGAAUACACCAUAAGUGGCGAGUCACCCGAUAUGCCGGCAGGAGAGGUGACCGUCACCCUGUACAGCGGCCACUCUGCAGUGUGCUCCAAGUGCCUGACGUACUACACACCCAUGAGUGAAAUAAGCAGACAGCUUGAAAAUGCAGCGGAUCCUAUGCAGUUCAUGUGUCAGGCAUUCGAUAUCACAUGCAAUGCCGCAGAAUCACUGGAUACCUUGCUAACCGAGUCUCUCAAGGCCCGAAUGCCCUCAAAUGGCCUCCGUGUCUUUGGAAUUAGCCAACUUGAAGAAGAAAACCUAUCAGUUAAUCAGAGAGAUGAAGAGCUCCCAACGUUGCUUCAUUUUGCUGCGAAGUACGGCCUGAAGAAACUGACUAUAGUCUUGUUGCAGUGUCCCGGUGCCCUGCAGGCGUACAGCGUAGCCAACAAGCAUGGCCACUACCCCAAUAAAUUAGCCGAGCAACACGGCUUCUCUGGCCUCAGGCAGUUCAUGGACAGCUAUCUUGAGACGGCAGACAUUCAGACAGACAUUCAGGACUCUCUCUCACAGCAAGAGACGGAGGAUAUUUACGAAAUAAUGCAGGACGCCAUGUCCAAGUAUUCCCUCAAGGAGGACAUCUACGAGUCCAUGAGAGAAGUGGCCCCUGAAUGUGCUGAAGACCUAUAUGAAGAUAUGGAGACGGCAUUGAAAGAAUCGCAGAACCAUGAAGAUACUAUGCUGAGAAGAUUUUUCCAAGUUCAAACUGGGAAGCCCCUUUGCCCCGAGGCCAACUACUCGAUGGAUGAACCACAGUGGCGAGGUGUGGCGGAGGGAGAAGACCCGUACGAGGUAGAGGAAGACGAGGAGGACCCUUAUAACCUGUGCAUGAUGGAGCAGAUCUACGACACGGUGGAGGAGCAGCAGGCCAUCCCUCUGGAGAUCCUGAACCGGCCCCCAGCCCCCAUCCCCCGCCCCUCCUGCACCCUGGAGAUGCAGCAGAGCUCCACAUACAUCUCACGCGUGUUUUCUGAGAAAGAGACCACCUACUCCCAGUGCGCUCACAGAGGCAGCUUUGACUCUCAAGUGGUGCGGCCGGUGAGGGACCGGCUCCUGAGCAGUGCCCACGACCCUUACGCGGGCAUGAAGACGCCAGGGCAGCGGCAGCUGAUUGCCCUGCAGGAGCGCGUGAAGGUGGGCUCCCUAACUGUAGAGGAGGCAGUCCAAGAGUUCAAGGCCUGGAAGUUCGACCAGGACGGACGCACUCAAUCCAUUCGCUUCCAGCAGGACAAUAUUCAGCGCUUGCGUGACAGCAUCACCCGCCGUCAUAAAGAAAAAGGGAAGUCCCCAAUGGAAGAUCUGGACAUCACGUCACCACUGCAGAGGAACCUUCAGUGGAGUGGGAGCAUGAGUUUGGAGUGUGCCGUGUACGAGCCGGGGCCCCGCACCAGCGCACCGCCGCCACCCCCCAUCCCCCGCCCGCUGCAGAGGGGAACCUGGCAGACCGGCAGCACCUCCAGCAACUCCAGUAGCGAGAGCAACCGGCUGAGUACUCUGAGCAACAUCAGCUACAGCAGCGGAGCAGAAGGGGAAAUGGAGGAGCCUCCGGAUCUUGGCCCCCUCCCGCCCCGGCCGGUACGGUACCCUGACGACCCCCCUGUGCUGCCGCCUCCCAGAGUCCCCCCUCGCAUCCCAGAGAGGACCCCAGAGAGCAUGCUCAAUGAGCGCUACAUCCAGAGCCCCAGUCGCAUCCGGCCCACACCAGGCCCAACACCCCCGCAGAGACCCGUCCCGCCACCACCCAUCCCACGCAGGCCUCGGUGAUGAACUGACCCCCCCCCCAUUACCAUGCAAGCUUUGGUGAUGAACUGACCUCCCCAGCCCCUGCCCGCACCCAUAUACAGUAGCUCGCAGGACACAAUGAUGAACUGAGCUCCCUAUGCUGCCCCCUCCAUAGCACACAGGUCUCGCUGCUGAAUUGAGUAUCGCCACAUCACGUUUCCACGGUGAUUAGCUGAGCCCCCAGCCCUACCCCACCCCAUAC
Messenger RNA from Engraulis encrasicolus (European anchovy), 3244 nucleotides. It is a transcript of the gene pik3ap1, whose product is annotated as phosphoinositide-3-kinase adaptor protein 1. Gene Ontology annotation, molecular function: signaling receptor binding; phosphatidylinositol 3-kinase regulatory subunit binding. Bases 163 to 3024 code for a protein of 953 amino acids. The transcript is spliced from 17 exons. Gene Ontology annotation, cellular component: cytosol. The record is from RefSeq and is a predicted model, not a curated record. Lineage: Eukaryota; Metazoa; Chordata; Actinopteri; Clupeiformes; Engraulidae.